Closterium sp. Yama58-4 is the source of this 834-nucleotide messenger RNA. The record is from the annotation of a GenBank genome assembly. NCBI's taxonomy places the organism in Eukaryota, Viridiplantae, Streptophyta, Zygnematophyceae, Desmidiales, Closteriaceae.
AUGUUCGUUGCGCAUUCUCAAGCCAACAUACUCCCCAACUCACGCUCCUCCUGUGCGCCACCCACCCUCCCCUCCCAGGACUCCACGAUGCUGCCACUUGGCAGCCUCUCGGUGGCCGUGGCUGACGUGGCAGCAGCAGCAGAGGAGACAGUGCGUGAGCCGGGCACAGGGGUGGAGUUCCCCGUGGUGCUGAGCGAUGGGGAGGGGGAAGGGGAGGGCGCGGGGGAGGGCAAGGCGGAGAAGGCGGAGAAGGCGGAGAAGGCAGAGACAUGUGAUCGCACGCUGGCGGGCGUUGGCGUGCGUAACAAGAACCUGCUGGGGCUGAAGAACAUCAAGGUGUAUGCCUAUGGCGUGUAUGUGGACGAGGCGGCCCUGAAGAAGCAGCUGGGCGGCAAGUACGGGGGCAUGAAGGGGGAGGCAUUGAAGGGCAGCAGGUGGCUCGUGGAGGAUGCCAUCACUGCUGACGUCACCAUGGCCGUGCGCCUCGUCAUCUUCUACAGGCAUCUGAAGAUGGGGCAGGUGCGCGAGGCGUUCAACGAGUCCCUGGGGGGGCGCAUGAAGGAGCUCAGUGGGGGAGUGCCGCAGACAGACCUGCUGCACAGUUUCACCAAGUGGUUCACCAACGACAUCAAGCUGCAUCGAGGCACGGUCAUUGACAUCACGCGCCGCCCAGGCCAUGUGCUAGAGACAAAGAUUGACGGCAAGUACAUGGGAUCCACUAAGAGUGCGCUUAUAUCCCGCGCACUCUUUGAGCUCUAUGUGGGGGACAAGCCCUUUGACAAGAAGGCACGCGAGGGGCUGGUGGACAAACUCAUCUCCGUCGUGCACUCGUAA